Drosophila eugracilis is the source of this 975-nucleotide messenger RNA. RefSeq lists its product as uncharacterized. Lineage: Eukaryota; Metazoa; Arthropoda; Insecta; Diptera; Drosophilidae. The coding region runs from base 60 to 842 and encodes 260 amino acids. Gene Ontology annotation, biological process: septate junction assembly; regulation of tube size, open tracheal system. Gene Ontology annotation, cellular component: septate junction; membrane. The transcript has a single exon. The record is from RefSeq and is a predicted model, not a curated record.
GGCGUGUUUGCAAGCCAAUUCUCUCUUUAAUUGGUUAGUCAAACAUAAUAAACGAAGAAAUGCGGGAAUCUAACUACAGCACUCAAGUUUCGCUAAGCUUAUCGGUCUUUUCCAUUAUACUAUUUGUAAUCGCGUUUUUAACGCCCUAUUGGUUGGUUACAGACGGUCAUUUAAAUAAUCCGCGAUUUAUACAUCUAGGCCUGUGGGAAGUUUGUUUUAACAACUUCCAGGACAUACAUCGAUUUUACGACAAUCGUUUUACCGGAUGCUUGUGGGUCUUUGAAGAGGAAUAUUAUAUUAUACACGACUUCCUCUUGCCCGAUUUCUACAUACUGGUUCAACUUUUAGCCACGCUUUGCUUUGUUAUGUGCAUCAUUGUCGUACCACUCACUGCAACACUUCUUCGCACUUUACGAGAUGAUGACCGAUACAUUGGUCUGCUCCUGGCAAUUGGAUCAUGCCAUAUUGUGGGCUCAGUUUUUGGAUUUAUUGCAGUUAUAAUAUUUGGGGCCAAGGGAGAUUCUCGCGAUUGGAUGCCUGGCUGGCAAAACAAUGACAUGGGCUGGUCUUUUGCUUUGGGCGUGGUUGGUGCUGUGCUGCUAAUGCCCGCUGGUAUACUUUACAUGGUAGAGGCACGGCGAGAGAGAUACAAGCGGCUUAAUGAAAUCGUUAAUAGGGAGGUCAAUGAACACGAAGAUGACUAUUUUCAGGACCACGGACCUAUCGCUUCGACACAAUGCCCAUCUAAUUUUACAUCUGAGCCGCCAAGUCGUCCACGCCGACCUCAGAAACCUGGAGCUUCGAAUUUUCCAAUACGAGGAGGAAUUCAAACAGAUAUAUAGCAUAAAGAUUCUAAAAUAUGCAUUGCUGCUUUGUCCGUCCAUUUACAAGAUAAUUAAUUAAAUAUUUUUGUUAGAUACCGUAUUAAUUUUAUAAAAUUGGCAGCUUAUCUAUAAUAAAGGUGUCCAAAUUUAA